AUGUUUUACCGGAUUGUCACUUGUUCAUUUGUGUUAAUGUUCACCUGUCGCGCAGUGGAUAACUUCUCUGGGCCCUCACUCCGAGACAUUGAUGACGGAACAGCGGGAAGUCUUAUGCCAGAGGCUACAAAUAGUUUGAACUCUCCUUAUCAUCUGGCAGUUGGUACCUCCACAAAUGAAGUAGAAUGCCACCUCAACGAAAAAGGUUCCCGGGUCGAUCUUAUGUUUUCGGCUCCACCAAACUAUCUCGAAAAACAAAAACAGGGGUACAAUUCUCGCGAAACGAUAGAGCCCAAGUUAAACAAGGGUAAUUAUCAUGGACGUGAUCCCAUUGCAACUUUCGAGAUGACUUCAAAAUCAAGUAACAAAUUUCAGAAGAGCUCAGAUUACGCGAAAUCUAAGUCUUCAACAGCCUAUCUCAAGAAACUGCCACAAAGAGUGCCUCAAAGAUUCUAG
This is a messenger RNA of Puccinia graminis f. sp. tritici CRL 75-36-700-3, 456 nucleotides long. RefSeq lists its product as uncharacterized. Bases 1 to 456 code for a protein of 151 amino acids. The record is from RefSeq and is a predicted model, not a curated record. The transcript has 2 exons. Lineage: Eukaryota; Fungi; Basidiomycota; Pucciniomycetes; Pucciniales; Pucciniaceae.